AUGCUGUCGUCAACAUUAGGAGUUGCCGUUCUGGCCGUCCUGGCGAAUGCUCAGCCGCAGUCAAUAACAAUCACGCCUUUCCUCACCUCUUCGACAUCUUCCUCCGCACCUACCGUGACGCCAGCAGGGAGGCUGGAAUUGGUCUCGACCGGAAACACUUCUGCUGCUGCUGCGCAAACGCAUACUGUUGCCGUCGGAGCGUCUGGGUUUUCAUUCUCACCUGCAAAGACGGAAGCCAAUGUCGGCGAUACUAUCGAAUGGAUCUUCUACCCCGAUGCCCAUUCGGUCAUCCGCGCCGAGUUUGGCUUUCCUUGUACACCAUACGAGUACAUUGACAUUGGUCGCGAAGGCUUCUACAGCGGAAAUCAGUCUGUCAAGGCUAUUACGAAUGAUAUGCCACGGUACAGGGUCCUCGUCAACGAUACGCUUCCAAUAUUCUACUACUGCGGAGCCCCGGGGUCAUGCUAUAAAGAGAAGAUGAUCGGUGUGAUCAACGAAAAUUCAACUCAAACACUAGACAAACAGCUCGAAGCGGCCCUUCCCCUGACCACCCAGAUCCUUCCUGGCGAACCCUUCCCAACUGAAUCGGAUGCCCCAAAGGCAACCAACGGCGGCUCCAGUUCUUCCGACAAUAGUGCUGUCAUCAACAACUACCACCACAGUGUGACUGGUGGCCAAAUAGCCGGUAUUAUCAUUGGCUCCCUGGCAUUCCUGCUUCUCGGCGGUCUAUUGGUAUACUUGUGUGGCCGACGAGGCGGCAUCAACCGCGCCUACAGGAGAACCUCGACCGCAUAUCGGGUACCUUACCCGCCAUCGUCUCAACCGACCAUCACGGAGAUCAACUACUCGAUGCAACCGAAGAGCCCAGCUACUCAAGGAUGGAGAAGCAGCCAUUAUAGCGCCUUCAGCGGUCCCUACCGUGAUCACGCUACUCCCACAGCGCAGUUCUCCCCUCAAUUGAGCCCUCAGCCGACUGGAUUCCCACACCCUGUCAACGGCAUGCAGACCUACUUCGACCCUCGCAUUUCGUCAGUAGCGCCUAGUGAUGUAGCUGAAGCUCCGGACAACCAGGCCCCACCACCUGUUGCUGCCCCUGCGGCACCCGCCGCUGCGCCGGUUGAGCUGCCGACGGCGACGGAUUCGGGUAAUUCUCCACCACCCAGAUAUAUGCCACGUUUCUCAUUCGCAGGGCAGGAAAGUGACUACCGACCAUCGAGAAAGGAGUGA
Molecule: messenger RNA, 1227 nt
Organism: Colletotrichum orchidophilum
Lineage: Eukaryota; Fungi; Ascomycota; Sordariomycetes; Glomerellales; Glomerellaceae
Product: extracellular serine-rich protein
Exons: 5
Coding region: 1-1227 (408 amino acids)
Source: RefSeq, a predicted model, not a curated record